Clupea harengus (Atlantic herring) is the source of this 536-nucleotide messenger RNA. It is a transcript of the gene cox19, whose product is annotated as cytochrome c oxidase assembly factor COX19. Gene Ontology annotation, biological process: mitochondrial respiratory chain complex IV assembly. NCBI's taxonomy places the organism in Eukaryota, Metazoa, Chordata, Actinopteri, Clupeiformes, Clupeidae. The record is from RefSeq and is a predicted model, not a curated record. Gene Ontology annotation, cellular component: mitochondrial intermembrane space.
UUAUGGUUUUAACAAUACUACCACAGAAGGAGAAUGUGCUUUCAAUGCUCACGCUAAUGUCAACUGGAUACUUUUGUUGCUAACUUCGUUGAUGCCAAAACGCAAAGAUGUCGACAGCAAUGAAUUUUAGUUCAAAAACGUUCCGCCCUCGUGCGCCGGACAAGGGCGCUUUUCCUCUGGAUCAUUUUGGAGAAUGCAAAGCUUUCAAAGAUACAUUCAUGCACUGCCUCAGGGUAAACAGCUUCGAUAACUCCAAGUGUCGACUGCAGUCCAAAGACUAUCUAGAAUGCAGGAUGGACAAUCAGCUGAUGGCCAGGGAGCCUUUGGAAAAGCUGGGCUUCAAAGACAUCAUGGAUGAACCAAGCAGUGAGAAGCCAGAGUCCAAAUCAUCAGGACAAUAAGCCUGCUCUCUGAGAAACACACAGAUGGGGACAUAUUAUCUAAUGUUCCUAGACCUUGUACAUAAAUUGUUACGUUUGUGUAAAUGAUACCCCAUUACCAAAAUAUUGUAUAUAUAAAAUGUCAGUUGAUGUAAA